Ophidiomyces ophidiicola is the source of this 1314-nucleotide messenger RNA. RefSeq names its product N-acetyl-glucosamine-6-phosphate deacetylase (gene NAG2). The transcript is spliced from 2 exons. Lineage: Eukaryota; Fungi; Ascomycota; Eurotiomycetes; Onygenales; Onygenaceae. Gene Ontology annotation, biological process: N-acetylglucosamine catabolic process. Gene Ontology annotation, molecular function: N-acetylglucosamine-6-phosphate deacetylase activity. Bases 1 to 1314 code for a protein of 437 amino acids. The record is from RefSeq and is a predicted model, not a curated record.
AUGCCCGCCGCCGUCCUCCCCCGCGAGACCCCUCGCAUCACCAAGUUCACCAACUGCCGCCUCCCCAUCGCUGGCAAGCUCGUCGAGCAGGACCUCUGGAUCGACUCGGUGUCGGGCACGAUCCUCCAGGACCAGCGCGCCUUCUACGACGACCGCGUCUGCCCCGACCAGGUCCUCGAUCUGGGCGGCCGCAUCCUGGCGCCCGGCUUCAUCGAGGUGCAAAUCAAUGGCGCCGCGGGCUUCGACUUCUCCGUGCCACAGCCCACGAAGGAAGACUAUGACGCGGGCUUGAGGGAUGUCAAUCGCGCCCUCGUGCAGAUGGGCAUCACCUCGUACCUGCCCACCGUCACAAGUCAGAGGAAAGAGGUCUAUGCGAAGGUGCUUCCGUCUCUCGCUCCCUCCGGCCUCCUGCGCUGCGCUGAAGACGGCGCGGAAUCGCUUGGCGCCCACAUCGAAGGCCCAUUCCUCAGCCCGGGCAAGAAUGGGAUCCACAGCCCCGACGUGCUGAUCUCCGCCGACCACGGCUUCCAGGACCUGAUCAACUGCUAUGGCGCGGCGAACAUCUGCGCCGACGAGACCUCCCCGAACCCGCUGCCCGUCAAGCUGAUCACGGCCGCGCCGGAAGUGGGCGUGAUGCUGUCGCUCAUCCCGCAGCUCAGGGCGCAAGGCAUCGUGUUCUCCAUCGGCCACUCGGAUGCGAGCUACGAGCAGGCGCUCGCGGCCGUGGACGCCGGCGCCAACAUGAUCACGCACCUCUUCAACGCCAUGCGGCCCUUCUACCACCGCAACCCGGGCAUCUUCGGCCUGCUGGGCCAGGGCGAGACGCCGCACCGGCCGUUCUACGGGCUCAUCGCCGACGGCUUCCACCUGCACCCGACCACCAUCCAGAUCGCGUACCACGCGCACCCGCACGGCGCCAUCCUCGUCACCGACGCCAUGAAGCUCUGCGGCAUGCCCGACGGCGUGUACGACUGGACCAACGGCGACCGCAUCGUCAAGCGCGGCGCGCGCCUGACGCUGGCCGGCUCCGACCGCCUGGCCGGCAGCUCCGCCACGCUGAUCGAGUGCGUGAAUAAUUUCCGCCGCUGGGCCGGCGCCCGAACCGUCGAUGCCCUGGCCGCCGUCACCGAGACGCCCGCGAGGAUGCUGGGCGUGUUGGGCCGUAAGGGCACCCUGGCCCAUGGCGCCGAUGCGGAUCUGGUCGUGCUGGGUGAGACGGCGGCGGCCGAGGACGCCGCGGGGCUGGGCACGUUGACCGUCGACCAGGUGUGGAAAUUCGGGGUGCGCGUUUUCGAUCGCGAGAUGGAGGAAUAA